This is a messenger RNA of Gadus macrocephalus (Pacific cod), 2079 nucleotides long. RefSeq names its product coagulation factor VII-like. The transcript has 9 exons. Gene Ontology annotation, molecular function: serine-type endopeptidase activity; calcium ion binding. Gene Ontology annotation, cellular component: extracellular region. Bases 278 to 1606 code for a protein of 442 amino acids. The record is from RefSeq and is a predicted model, not a curated record. NCBI's taxonomy places the organism in Eukaryota, Metazoa, Chordata, Actinopteri, Gadiformes, Gadidae. Gene Ontology annotation, biological process: proteolysis; blood coagulation.
GAUAUUGAUCCACUGGUCAGAGAAUUGGUCACUUCUAACAGCUCCCUGCCAGACUCCUGGUACUGCUCUCCGUAGUACUGCCCUCUGUCUUGGUACUCUCUGUAGUACUGCUCUCUCUGUACUGUACUCUAUAUACUACAUUUAACAGACGCUGUUAUCCAAAGCGACCUGCAAUCCGUCCAUUGGUCAGUGUUCCUGUUGUUCUGUGUGGUUCUACCCUCCAGUCCGUCCAUUGGUCAGGGUUCCUAUUGUUCUGCUGGGUUCUACUGUAGAAAUCAUGCUGCUCAGAGCCGUGUGUCUGCUCUGGGCUCUCACCAGCCCCGCCACCGCCGCUGUGUUCGCGCACCGGUCCGCAGCCCACCAGCUGCUCCGUAUCCGCAGGGCCAACACAGGCUUCCUGGAGGAGCUGAAGGCCGGAAACAUUGAGAGGGAGUGCAGGGAGGAGAUCUGUGACUACGAGGAGGCCCGCGAGGCCUUCGAGAACGACGACCAGACCAGGCAGUUCUGGCAGAGCUACACCGCCCGGGACCCCUGUGCUGCAAAGCCCUGUCUGAACAACGGUACCUGCGUCCCGCUGGACUCCUCCUACCGGUGCAGCUGUAGUGAGGGCUUUGAGGGCCGCGACUGCCAGACAGCGUUCGAGGACUCCCUGGGGUGUGUGUAUCUGAACGGCGGCUGUGAGCAGUUCUGCGACGACUCGGGGCCACGACGCCGCUGCUCCUGUGCUGAGGGUCACAGCCUGGGGCCUGACGGCAGGGCCUGUGUAGCCCACGUGGAGUUCCCCUGCGGAGUGGUCCCGGUCCAGAACCAGAGCCAGACCUCUGGGGCCCAGACGCGCCUGGUGGGGAGCAGCCAGUGUCCCCGGGGGGAAUGCCCCUGGCAGGUGCUGGUCAGGUACAAAGGGGGGAGUCACUGUGGCGGGGCCCUCAUCCGGUCCGACUGGGUCAUCACGGCGGCCCACUGUAUCCAUGGCAACGACCAUAACGACUUCACUGUGGUGGCAGACAUCCACGACCUGGAGGCGGAGGAGGGGCAGAGCCGGGCCGUCUCCAUGGCGAUCAGCCACCCGGGCUAUUCGGCGGCGACGGGGGAGGGCGACGUGGCCCUGCUGCGGCUGGCGAGGCCCCUGGCCCCGGGCCCCGGUGCCGUGGCGCUCUGCCUGCCCCGCCGGGCCCUGGUGCUGAGGGAGCUGCUGGCCACGCGCCACCACACGGCGCUGGGCUGGGGCCGCCGCACCGCCGGGGGCAACACCGGGGCCCCCCAGGGGCCCGCCAGCCCGCUGCUGCGCCGCCUCACGGUGCCGCUGCUCCCGGCGGCGGCGUGCGGCCUUGCCUCGGGCCUCAACGUGACGGGCGGCGCCCUACUGUGCGCCGGCUACCUGGAGGGGGGCGGGGCCUCUUGUCGCGGGGAUGACGGGGGCCCGCUCAUCACCCGCUACGGCUCCACCCACUUCCUGCUGGGCGUGGCCGUCUGGGGACGGGGCUGCCCUCAGCCUGGCCAUUAUGGGAUGUACGCCAACAUGGCCGACUACGUGGACUGGGUGGAAGACACCCUGAAGGCCCCGCCCACCUCCAUCGCAGCCGAUGAGAGAGCAACCAUCGCUUAGUAGUUCUCUAACCUAAGCUAACCAUCUCUCACUAGUACCUAAAUUAACCAUCUCUAACAAGUACCUUUAAUAACCACCUCUAACCUAAACUAACCAUCUCUAACUAUAACCUAUACUAACCAUCUCUAACUAGUACCUAAACUAACCAUCUCUAACCGAAACUAAACAUCUCUAAAAAUUCUCUUAACUAACCAUCUCUAACCUAAACUAACCAUCUCUAGCCAAAACUAACCAUCUCUAACUAGUACCUAAUCUAACGAUUUCUAGCUAGUACCUAAACUAACCAUCUCUAACCAUCGCUAACUAGUACCUAAACUAACCAUCUCUUGCUAGUAUCUAAUCUAACCAUCUCUAACCUAAACUAACCAUAUCUAACCUAGUAACUAAACUAACCAUUUCUAACCUAAACUAACCAUCUGUAGCCUCAACCAACCAUAUCUAACCUAAACCAACCACAUCUAACCUACCUAACC